Molecule: messenger RNA, 2326 nt
Organism: Otolemur garnettii (small-eared galago)
Lineage: Eukaryota; Metazoa; Chordata; Mammalia; Primates; Galagidae
Product: ubiquinol-cytochrome-c reductase complex assembly factor 1
Exons: 10
Coding region: 43-942 (299 amino acids)
Biological process (GO): mitochondrial respiratory chain complex III assembly
Cellular component (GO): mitochondrion
Source: RefSeq, a predicted model, not a curated record
UCCGGAAGGCCACCUUUCACCCGGAAAUGGUUGUUAAGGAAUAUGGCGCUGCUGGUGAGAGUCCUUAGGAAUCAGACAAGCAUUACCCAAAGGAUUCCAAUAUGCAGCAGAUUGGUACCUGUGUCUCCUACCCAAGGACAGUGGGACAGGACUCUGUCUGGCACUUCCCAGUGGCCCCAGAUGAGCCAGUCCCAAGCCUAUGAGGGAUCAGAACAGAUUCUUGGAAUAGACAUACAUCCGAGUAGGAAAUAUCACACCACAAAUAAGCUUCCUACUACCAAGGAUUCCCCACAGCCUGUUGAGGAGAAGGUUGGUGCCCUCACAAAGAUAAUAGAAGCCAUGGGAUUCACAGGACCUUUGAAAUACAGUAAAUGGAAGAUUAAGAUUGCGGCCCUGCGCAUGUAUACUAGCUGUGUGGAGAAAACUGACUUCGAGGAAUUCUUUCUAAGGUGUCAGAUGCCCGAUACAUUCAAUUCAUGGUUUCUUAUAACGCUACUUCAUGUCUGGAUGUGUCUAGUCCGAAUGAAGCAGGAAGGCCGGAGUGGGAAAUACAUGUGUCGUAUCAUAGUUCAUUUUAUGUGGGAGGAUGUUGAGCAGCGUGGCAGAGUCAUGGGGAUUAAUUCCUAUAUCCUGAAGAAGAACAUGAUCCUCAUGACAAAUAAUUUCUAUGCAGCUAUUUUGGGAUAUGAUGAGGGGAUCCUUUCAGAUGAUCAUGGGCUGGCUGCUGCCCUCUGGAGAACCUUCUUCAAUCAGAAAUGUGAAGACCCUCGGCAGCUUGAAUUGCUGGUGGAGUAUGUGAGGAAACAGAUGCAGUACCUGGACUCCAUGAACGGCGAGGAUCUGCUUCUGACAGGAGAGGUGAGCUGGCGCCCUCUCGUGGAGAAGAAUCCUCAGAGCAUCCUGAAGCCCCAUUCCCCCACUUAUAAUGAUGAAGGUCUCUGAUGAGCUGGGCUCUCCAAACUGCUGGCCAGCUGGCUUGGAGGAACCGCCAGGAGAGAAGUGUCUCUUUGGCCCAGGACCCUGCAGAAAGUGGCCUGAACUGACCUUUGAACAGCAUCUGUCAAAUACCUGGCCCAUUUGUGUUGAGUUUCCUCUUAGUGUACCCAGGAGUCAGAUCUGGUAGGGUACAGUGCCGGGAACCCCUAGCUCUUCUGCUAUGUCCUCUCCCUCAGGAGAAGCCCCAAGCAAGAGCCACCCAGCACACACUCCCCAAGUCCCUCCAGCAACCACAUAUGAUUGACAGCUUUUCCAAAGGCCAAGGAAGGGACGGGGUAGGUUACAAAGGGGAUGUCCCACCAUAGGCCUUGUUGUGGCCCAGGAGCAGUGGGUGAUACUGCUGAGUCAAGAUGGGUAACCACACUCUGCCUCUUGGCUUUGAGCCAUUGGGUUGAGUUGGUCAUUAAAAAAAAAAAAGUCAGAGGCUUAUCUCUGCCAUGGCUCUUGUUUAUUCCAGGAUCUUUAGAAACUUAUCUGAGAUGGUAGAUGCAUAAGCUGAGGAGCACUGCCCAGUUCAGUUAAAGAUAGGGAGCGGGGGAGCUCAGGAGGGUCUCUACUGCCGCUCUUGCCUCCCUUUCAUGGAGAUAUGUCACUAUUUUGGCCAAGGUACAGCCUGCCAGGCCCAUGCUCUGGGACCCAAGAGGCCUCUGAUGGCCAAGGGGCUUGUCACAUCCUAAGUCAUUUGGAAGGAGGCCUCAAGAACAAAGGUCCCUUUGUCACCCCCAGAGAACUGAGUGAGGAACAUGCUGUGUUUCUCUUUUGGCCUCCCCUUAUAUGAGAUAUUGGGGAGCCUGGCUUGCCGGGACCAUCCCAGGUCCCAGCCCACACCCAGCUUUCUACUCCCUUCCCAACUUACAGAGCAUAUGCUACAGAGCUGCCUUGGUCUGAGCACCUGAGGACCAGUCCCCUCCUCCCUCAGAGUGUGCACAGGUCAUCUCUUGGGGAAUUUUCUUAAAGUGAAAAAAGGGGGAGGGGAACCAUAUUGCCCCUCCCUCCCCCAUCAAGCUUCCUUCAUUUAACUUGCUAUAAAAUGAGUCAUAUAAAGAAACUCUAUAUGGGUGAGGUAUAUCCCACUUCUGUGAAAACAUUACAAAUCAAACCGCCUUCUCUCAGUUUAUUUAAGAUGCUUUUGUUGCGAGUGGAGCUCUAGAGUGAAGCCUCCUGUGUAUGUGUGAGAUAAUAACACCUUGUAACUCAUUACAGCUGGGCACUAUUUACAUAAACCAGAGCUGAGCCAGGCAGGAAUUUGCUGAUUAAUUUAUUUUUAAUGGAGUGAAGUAUACCAUGCACCAAAAUAAACUUUACUGUGUGUACCUAACUGCUCCUGGAA